AUGGCUCCUGCUAAGCUUCUCUUCGCCGUCGUCGUCGCGCUUCAGGCCUCCGCGAUCCUCGCGCAGACGUGCUCGUGCGCCGACUGCGAGACGGUGGCGCCUCCCUGCUACGCCAGCAGUGUCGCAUGUUCCCCCUUUCCCCACACCCUUCCUGACCUCCCCCUUCCUCCCCUCUCCUUUUCCCCUCUCCUUUCCCCCCUCCCGUUUCCCCCCUCCCGUUCCCCCCUUCCCUCCUGCUGUGCCUGCUGGUGGUGGUACGCAUGGUGGAUCAAGGACUACUGCAGCUCGGAGACCCUGUGGAACAGCGUGCAGUCUUCAAGCGACGUGCGCAGCAGCGUGCUGGCCGUGUGGGGCCCCGGCACAUCCGGCGCCAGCAGCAGCUUCCAGGACUACAUGCUCAUGGCGGCCAACAACCGCCGCAACCCCUCUUGCGUCAAGACGUACCUGCUGGACUGGAUCAAGUGCAAGGCUGCGCCCACCGAAUCGGCCGUUCAGUUUUACAACUCGGCGCUGUGCGUGGGGGUGAGCGGGGUGAAUGAUGUGCGGUCGCUCAACACGUUUGUGACGGCGGUGAUCAAGAAGAUCGACCAGACCGUCUUCAACACGCUCGCUGCCAUGCUCAGGCAGCGCGGCCUGCAGGCUCAGGUCGUGAUGGCGGGAGCGUGGUGCUAG
This is a messenger RNA of Closterium sp. Naga37s-1, 672 nucleotides long. The record is from the annotation of a GenBank genome assembly. NCBI's taxonomy places the organism in Eukaryota, Viridiplantae, Streptophyta, Zygnematophyceae, Desmidiales, Closteriaceae.